This is a messenger RNA of Centruroides sculpturatus (bark scorpion), 6203 nucleotides long. RefSeq lists its product as uncharacterized. The annotation marks the transcript as partial. The record is from RefSeq and is a predicted model, not a curated record. NCBI's taxonomy places the organism in Eukaryota, Metazoa, Arthropoda, Arachnida, Scorpiones, Buthidae. The transcript is spliced from 2 exons.
UUAUGCCUACAACUUUUUGUUCCUGGCUGCAAAAGCGGUUAUAGAAGCAACAAGAGCGAAGAGAAGAGACAUUUCUUUAAACCAGGCAAAAAAUUCUUAGAGUCCUGGGAAAUAAAAAUUCCUAGGAAAGAUAGGGAACUAAGGUAUAAUUCUAACAUCUGCGAUGUGCAUUUCGAGGAAAGGUUCAUAAUAAAAACUUUUAAACAUCAUAUAAAUGGACAGCUUGUGGAAAUAGAACGAGAGAAAUGGACCCUAACUUCUGAUGCUUAUCCAACAAUAUUUCCCAACCUCCCUAAAUAUUUGACAAGAAAACUUCCAAAAGAAAGGAAUUCACCAUCAAAAAGGAUAAAUUAUGUCAAUGAAAAAGAAAAUAAACUUCCAAAAGAAAGUAAAUUUACUGAAAAUGUCGAGACUGCUUCCAUUCCUACGGUUAUCCUACAACAAGAAGAGACUAAUGUCAACACUGAUGAGAUUUUGCCAGAAUUGACCACUGAAUCUUCUAUCUCUACAAAUAAGUACAUAGUACUUCUAUCUACUUCAUCAGGAAAUUCUACAGGAAUGUUUAAAUGCAAAGAGCAGGUGUAUUCUCUUCGCAAACAGUUAAAGAAUUGCAGAAAAAUAAAGAAGAAUCUCAGAGAAGAAAACAGGCAACUGAAGAGAAGAAUGCUCAAACUCCAAAAAGAGCUAGAGAGUCAUCAACUUAACAAAACAAAUUUGCCUUACAGACAAAAAUUACUUAUUUCUAAUGCAGUCCAUUUGUCACAUUGCAAAAAUAAGUGUAGAAUGAGGUAUGACAUUGAAUGGAUUUUAGAAUGUGUGCUAUUAAGAAUAAGAUCACCUGAAAAUUAUGAGUUUAUGAGGAAAAAUAAUUAUAUGCCUCUUCCUGAUUGUUCUACCUUAAGAAAGUAUAUAAGUGGCAUUGAUGCACGAUUCGUAUUUGAUCCAGAAUUGUUUGACAGACUAAAAGAUAAAAUAGCAUAAAUGGAUCCAUAAGAAUGCAAAGGAAUCUUAAUGUGAGAUGUAUAUGCUUCUGUAAUGCAAUUUCAUUAUGGACUUAGGCAACCCACAAUCUGCUUUAUUUUCAAAAAAUAUCUGCUUUAAAAAAUAAAAAUUCUGCUAUAAUAUGCUUUGACAGAAAUUUUUUGCUUUACUCUACCUAAUUUUUUUAUUUUUCUUAAUUACACUUGCAUUCAGCACAAAUUUUCUUUGCAUUUUUAUUGGUUUACCUGAUUCUCAAUACUAUUACUGUAUAUCUUUGACUCUGAUAAAUCAUCUGAACAUGAAGUGAAUAUGAAUGUCCAAAUUUUCCUUGGUAAAUGAUGGUCUCUUUGGCCUGAUAAGAUAGUUCAGGAAGAAACACUCCUCUCCACAUCUGCCCUACUUGCUGGAAUUGACAGAGCUUUUAAUGCCAGCUUACUCAAAAUCAGCAUUUCCCUGCUUCCAGAAAUUUAUUAUAUAUUGCACACUGCUCUGUUUUCAUUGUUGAUAAAAGCAUUAUAGUAAUCUAUCUCUUUUUUGGAGAAUCUGCAUAAUUGGGAAGUCCAUUGUUGAUUAUGAUUUGGAUCUAGGAUUUCUAGCUCUUUCCAGAACUGCCAUGCUUGAUGUUUGCCAUCUAGAUAAAGUUGGAGCUUUAAAUCCAUACCAAAUGGUACCAACGGUUUCCAAAUGCCUUCAAGAAUUUGCCAAAUAUCACUUCCUACAACCUUAGAUUUGACUCCAGCUUCUUGAUCAAGUUGCAUAAGGCUUCAGCUUGACUUGCAAUUGCCUUUAGCUGUUCUUCAAGUUUGGAACAAUCAAGUAACUCUCCAAGUUCUUGCAAUGCAGUUUCUUCCAUAGUCUGAUUUUCUCUAAUCUAUGUCACUACAGCAUUCCACCUCUUAUGGUAGUACGAAACUGUUUUUAGCCAUGUCUGGGAGGAGUAGUAAUAACUGGUACUGGCAGUGUGAAAGAGUGGUUCUUGGCAGAUAGAGCUAUCUACAACGAAUGUCUUCUGUUUGCUGCCUUUACUAAAGCUGCCUUCAUCCCUGAGAUGAAAUAAUUAGGAUGCUGUUCUUAGUGUGCAUUUCUUCAGCAACUAAAUGUGUAAAAUGUGCCCAUCAUGUCAUAUGGAACAAUCUCAUGCACACUGGCAUGAGUUUCAAAGCAGUAGCAUUCAUAUACAGAGUGUUGUCUGUCAAAAGUCCAACAAAGUUGUUUAACUCAACAUUCAAGAGUUUAAGAGAUGCAAACACUUCUUUGACAAUGAUAUCAUUGUUACACUUCUCUACAAUCUGUGAUCACACUAGACAGAGUGGUUCCAAGGCACUCAACCAAUGUAUUUAUAACUUUCCUGUUUUUCAUAUUGACCAACUCAUCUAGUUUCCGCAGAAUGUCAGCACCUUGACACAUUCAUGCAGUAGUGUCUAAAUCUGUUUCCAGCAUUGGGGAGAAUCUUGUGCAAGAUGCUUUCAUAAGGCGUUUUCACUUGGAGAUAGUUUUAAAUUUGACUUCAUUCACUUUUGAAACCCUUUGUGAUGGAAAAUGUGCAAGGGUAGUCCCACAGAACAGAAUAUGGAAACCAUGUCUUCCAUCUUGAAGGUUUACUACUUCCUGAAGCAGUAAACAGCAAAGUUCUUUUCAGUCGCUAGCACUCAUGCCCUUACAAUGUUUCAGUCUUGCAAUAUGUGUACUUACAAUGAAUUUCUUUUCAUAGCUGAUCAUAUUAUUUGCAGUACUCAGCACAAAUAUCCAUUCUAUUACAAACCCUUCAUUGGGAAAUUUACAUAAUCAAAGAGCUGCUGUACUGGUGUCUUGGAUAUUGUCUUAAUAUACAAUGAAACACAAUUACCAAUCAAUUCUUUAUUGCUUGUACCUUAGUUUGUUACAAAGGGGUUACAUAAAGCUGAAGUUAGUACAAUUUAAGAUAUUAACAUAAUAGCCUAGUAUAAGAUAAUAUAAAGUAAAAUACACAAUAAUAAUUGUUUUUUGAAAAAUGUGAUAGAUAUAUUGAUUAUAUCUUUCCAGGAUUUAAAUCUUAUUAAAUACUUUUUCCUGCUUGCUUCAAAUUUUAUACAAUGAAAAAAUACAUGUUCCCAAAUUAGAAACUUGAAUUAUUCAAAUCUCUACUGCAAUAUAUCAGACAUAACAGUUAUGAGAUCCUGGGGAGAUGGGAGCAAUAUUGCCAACUGUUCGGAAUGAAAAGUUGUUACAUUUAAAGAAAAUGUUGCUAUCUUUCUUGCUUCUUAAUUGAGAAAAUAAAAAAAUAGCAAAUUAUCCAAAGUAAAAAUUUAAAAAUAAAUAUUUUAUUUAACAAAAACAGUAAAUUUCUAUUUAACAUUACAUCUGUAUUACAUAUACAAAGACACUACAAUUUUUCUGAAAGGAAACUAUUAAAUCAUCAUAAUGUAUGAAAAUGAAGUUUUUAAUAUGUAAAAAUGAUAUUGACAGAGGCCAUACGAAUAUAACAGUUUUAAAUUUGAAAAGUAUAAGUAAGAACAGAAAUGUGGUAAACAAGACAUAUUGUAUUUUCUUAGCAUAAGGUUGCUGAUUAACAUCAACAAUAUUAUCCAUAAACUUCAGGGUAUAAUGUUCUACAACCGUUGUGUUAACAAGUGCUUUGUUGUUUAUAACAAACAAUUAACCAACCCUCAAAUCAUACUUCAAUAUGCCAACAACAUCCAGAAAAAUAUGUGUUUCAAAAUAGAAAAUGAAAAUAACAACAAACUUAAUUUUUUAGACAUCAUUAUACUAAGACUUGAUAAUUUCAUUACCUUUAAAGAAAAAUAUAAAACCCUGUGACAUCAAUAAAGUAAUCAAUUACUACUACAGCAAACCCAUGUAUAUGAAAAAGAACAUAUUCAAUAUGUAUGUCAACAAAAUCAAAACGUGUACAAAUGAUAUUACUAACCAAAACAGAAAUAGACCAAGUUUAUUGCACCUAUCAAUUAAAUAACUAUCAAAACAGAAUUAUCAACAAAUGGCUACACAACCAGUCAUCAGGUCAACUCAAACCAAAGACACAAAUAAUUUACAAAAAAUUAGAUUUUACCCCUACUAUUUUUGAAAACAUCCAAAGAAUACUAACACCAUAUAAUAUAAUUUAGCAUGCACACUAAACAAUAAAAUCAAAAAUUUCUUAAAAUCCAAAGAACAAACUAAUAGUAAUACUGACAUUUUAUUAAAUAAUAAUAUUGUUUACACCUUUGCUUGUACAUGUCAUCCAAAAUACUAUUAUAUAGGUGAAACUAGCAGAGCAUUAAAAAUCCAUAUAAAAGAGCAUAUAAGAGCAGUGAAGUAUGAUUACAUCAACUCACCGGUCACCCCUCAUUGCAACCAAGUAGGCUGUGAGAUCUCACUCGACAGCGUCAAAAUUCCUAAAAAAGAAAAAAAAUAUUAUUAUAAGAAAACUUUAUGAACACAUUGGAAUUAUUAAAACAAAUGAAAUACACAGAAUGAACCUUAAUACAGGUGCAGUCGUCAAUGACAUCUGGCAACCAUUCCUAACUAAGUAGCAAGGCCCAUUAAGAUGUACUACCUCCCUCCAUCGUAUCCCACUGUGUAAGUCAACAUACCAAACAUUCAGUGAAUGAAACAGGAAAUACUCACAUCUUUUUAAACUCUCCUAUCUGGUCUAUGUUUUUGUACAUUUCAUUGGAAUUAUUUUGCAACCUACAGGUAUUAGAUUAAUUUUAUAAAAAUUCUGCCUCUUAAUUAUGUACUUAAUUUUUUAUUUAAGUUUACACCCUGUUUAUUCUAGCACAUGUUGUUAUAAUGUGUAUAAGGGUUUCCCCCCUUUUUUUCACCUAUGUCUUCUCACGAGUUGUGUUGUUCUAACAGUCACUAUAAUCUCGGGUAAUUAUGUUUUAUUGUAUAAACCUUUGUAUGCAUAUCCUAAAUAUUUCAAUAUAAUCGGUAAAUCCGUAACUCUAAUAAUUUUGCUGAUAAAUGUUAUAAUAGGACUGAAGAGGUGCAUUAAGCCUAAAAUGCAUAUCCUUUCCUAUCAAUAAACCAACCUUUUUCCACUGAAAGUAUUCCUGUGUGAUUUGUUCUCAACGGCAACCCUAUGCUAAGUAAAUACAUAUAGUAAAGAGAACAGCAAGCAACCAAGAUCUAAGGUAUAUUGUAUUUUCAAGUGGAUAUACAAAAAUGAGAAAAUCUCUAUUUUUGACUUAUAUAGGGUAUGUUCAUAAAGUCGAAUGAGUUAAACGAGAAUAACAACAUCAUUAUUCUUGCUUCGUUAGACUUUUUGAACGAUUCGUGUAUAACUAAAUGACUGUUUCUAAAAUUGAAGAUAUGAAUGUUACUAGUACAGCCUUAUCCGAAAUAUUUUUUUAGAUUGCUUUGGGUGGACAGUUAUUUCUAUCAUUUCAUCUUUUAAUUCACAGUUUAAACACUCAAGUAGAUUUAGAAACAUCAAUAUCAUUGGGCACCAUUUUCUUAACGAAGUGAACUAACUUUCCUUCAUGAACUUCAUUAGAGUUUCGUUCAAAACGUCAUCACCGCAGAGCAUGCACACUGAGCAAGACUACUAUUAUUCGAACGAUUCGUUACUAACGCAUUUAACUUGUUCCACUUUAUGAACAUACCCUUGGACAUAGAUGCCGGUACACUGCUACAGCUCUCAAAAAACUUGCUAUCUUGCUAACAACUUGCUAUGAUUGGCAAUAAGGUGUGGGAGUUGGACUGGACUACAGGGAAAAAACGGAAACCUUGACAAAGUUUCUUAAUCUUGCUUUAUCCUGCUUUAUUGCUUAAUGACUUUUGCAUAAUAACUUGAAAUGGUAUGGUAUGCAUUCAUUUCAUGGUUUCAGUAAGCAACCCACAGUUGGAUUCGGAUAUUGCUUUAUCUUCUUUUGGGUUGCCUUAAUUAUGACAAAUUUAAAGGACCAUUUGUUAGACAUGUUGAUUUUGGUGACAUUGAAGCUACAUUUGCCCAGCAGAAUGCUGAAGGUUAUCAUGCUCUGGUUUUUAUGUUUUAGCCCUUUUUAGAUGGAUAGACUCAAACAAUUGCCUCAUUCUGUUGCAAAGGAGCUACUCCUGGUAUAACUUUAUCCAUUCUUCUUACUAGAGCUGUUAUUGCCUAAGGAAAAUGCCAUGUUGAAGUCACAAGUACUGUUUCAUUCAUUCUUUUUAUCUCUGUCUUUACUUUUUUAUAUUUCUGUGUAUAUAUUGUCUACGUGGGCCUUGUUUUAUUAGUAGGACUUACUAUACUGUUGUAGUUUCUG